Molecule: messenger RNA, 1951 nt
Organism: Rhea pennata
Lineage: Eukaryota; Metazoa; Chordata; Aves; Rheiformes; Rheidae
Gene: CDYL
Product: chromodomain Y like
Exons: 7
Coding region: 92-1726 (544 amino acids)
Cellular component (GO): nucleus
Molecular function (GO): transcription corepressor activity
Source: RefSeq, a predicted model, not a curated record
GGGAGAAGAAGAGGAGGAGGCCACGCAGACCCCAACUGAAACAAAGUAUUUCCAAACCAGCACCCAACUCCACCUUGUGAGACUCCCCAGCAUGGCUUCCGAGGAACUCUACGAGGUAGAGAGAAUUGUUGACAAGAGGAAAAACAAGAAGGGAAAAACAGAGUAUUUGGUUCGAUGGAAAGGAUAUGACAGUGAAGACGAUACUUGGGAGCCAGAACAGCACCUUGUUAAUUGUGAGGAAUAUAUACAUGAAUUUAACAGACGUCACAAUGAAAAGCAAAAAGAAAGCACAUUAACCAGGACAAACAGGACCUCUCCAAAUAAUGCCAGAAAACAAAUUUCUAGAUCUACCAAUAGUUCUUUUUCAAAGACAUCCGCUAAAUCCUUAGUUAUGGGUAAAGACCAUGAGUCAAAAAAUAAUCAACUUUUUACUGCUGCCCAGAAGUUCCGGAAAAACAAUUCACCAUCUCUUUCUGGCAGGAAAAAUAUGGACCUUGCAAAAUCAGGUAUUAAAAUCCUAGUGCCCAAAAGUCCAAUUAAAAGCCGGACAACAGUUGAUGGCUUCCAGAAUGAAAGCCCUGAUAAAAUGGACCACAUUGAACAGGAUCAAGAAGAUUCUGUAGCACCAGAAGUAGCAGCAGAAAAACCAGUGGGAGCUUUAUUAGGACCUGGUGCCGAGCGUGCCAGGAUGGGGAGUCGACCAAGGAUACAUUCAUUAGUGCCACAAUUACCAGUGCCAGUAACAGCCACAAUCGCAUCAGCAUUAACAAUAAAUGGAAAAGGUACCUCCCCCCUUAUGGAAUCAUUAGCAGCCAAUGGUACAACCAAUAUACAGACAUCUGUAACGGGAGUGUCAGCCAGCAAGCGGAGAUUUAUUGAUGAUAGGAGAGAUCAACCUUUUGAUAAAAGGCUACGUUUCAGCGUGAGACAAACGGAGAGCGCAUACCGGUACAGAGACAUUGUCGUCAGGAAACAGGAUGGAUUCACACACAUUUUGCUGUCAACGAAAUCAUCUGAAAACAAUUCACUAAAUCCAGAGGUAAUGAAGGAAGUCCAAAGUGCACUGAACACAGCAGCUGCAGAUGACAGUAAACUUGUGCUGUUCAGUGCAGUUGGUAGCAUUUUCUGCUGUGGUCUUGAUUUUAUUUAUUUUAUACGACGUUUAACAGAUGAUAGAAAAAAGGAAAGCACUAAGAUGGCAGAAGCGAUUAGGAAUUUUGUGAAUACUUUUAUUCAGUUCAAGAAGCCCAUCAUUGUAGCAGUAAAUGGUCCAGCUAUUGGACUCGGAGCGUCUAUAUUGCCUCUAUGUGACGUGGUCUGGGCUAACGAGAAGGCUUGGUUUCAGACACCAUACACUACUUUUGGACAAAGUCCAGACGGAUGCUCAUCGCUCACGUUCCCUCGGAUAAUGGGCCUGGCUUCUGCCAAUGAAAUGUUGUUCAGUGGAAGGAAGUUGACUGCGCAAGAAGCUUGUGCCAAAGGACUCGUAUCUCAAGUGUUUUGGCCUGGAACAUUCACACAGGAAGUAAUGGUUCGAAUUAAGGAACUUGUCACAUGUAAUUCAGUUGUACUUGAAGAAUCCAAAGCUUUAGUACGUAAUAUCAUGAAGGUGGACUUGGAACAAGCAAAUGAAAAGGAGUGUGAAGUUUUGAAGAAAAUCUGGGGCUCUGCACAAGGGAUGGACUCAAUGUUAAAAUACCUGCAGAAGAAAAUUGAUGAGUUCUGAUGAGAUGCCCAUUGACACUGGAAUUGUAUCUCUUGGACAUCAGGGCAAACAAAUUAUGCCCAUUAGAAAACAUACCCCUUGCUCAGCUUGGGAACAGGAGUGGACCUCCCCACCUUUUAUUGUCAAGGGGUUGAAAAGUACUGUAUCAUUUAAAUUUGAACAAACCUCCCUUCUCCCUUAUAUAUAUAUAUAUAUAUAUAUAUGUGUGUGUGUGUGUGUGUGUGU